Molecule: messenger RNA, 1623 nt
Organism: Dracunculus medinensis (Guinea worm)
Lineage: Eukaryota; Metazoa; Nematoda; Chromadorea; Rhabditida; Dracunculidae
Source: the annotation of a GenBank genome assembly
AUGACAAAACGACGGCCAAAGAACAAAAAGCCAAAUGGUGUUAAUUUGUCGUUGGGUAAUUCAUUGGCGAAUUAUCGCGAACAGCAGCGAUUGCAAUUUCAUGAAGCAAAAAUCAAACUGAAUAGCGAAAAAAUUAAUAAUCCGAUCUACAAAAAAGUUUCGAAUAAAAAUAUUGAAUCUGUUACGCAGGAAACAGAUUUAGCCGAGUUCCUUGCUAAAGUUGAACUUGCUAAUACUGAUUUUACUGCAGAAAAGGGAGACAUUCGUCUCAAAAGUGCGGUUUAUGUGGUCCCAUCAAAAAUAGAUAUUCUUUCAAGCGUAGAACUGCAAAAGCGUUAUGCUGAACGGUUGAAAAUACCGCGAAGACCAAAGAAAGAUUUAUGGCAGAAUGCAGAAGAACUAAUCAGCAUCGAAAAUAAAAAUUUUUUGGAAUGGCGCAUGCAACUUUCUGAAUUACAAAAAGUUAUUGAUGGUGUGGUUUUAACUCCUUUCGAACGAAAUAUCGAAGUAUGGAGGCAGCUGUGGCGGGUUGUUGAAAGAUCCGAUAUAAUAAUUCAAAUUGUUGAUGCUAGAAAUCCUUUGUUAUUUCGAAGCUUGGAUCUUGAAAAAUACGUUAAUGAAUGCGAAAUAGGCAAACAGAAUUUGCUUUUAAUUAAUAAAAUUGAUCUUCUAACAUGUGAACAGUUAAAUAUAUGGAGGAAAUGGAUGUAUGAUAAUGGAAUCGAAGCAGUUUUUUGUGCAUAUUUGAAUAUCUUGAUUAAAAAUUUUCAUUUACUAGGAGUUUAUUAUUUCUGGUUAAGCUCGCUCCAUUUGUUUGAACUUAUUGCAUUCUUGAAAAAGCGAGGACACUGUAUGCAUGAGAAUGGGAGUCGACCGUUGGUGGUGGGAUUGGUUGGUUAUCCAAAUGUCGGCAAAAGUUCUACAAUAAAUCGAAUACUCGGUCAAAAAAAAGUUUCUGUUUCUAGUACACCUGGUAAAACUCGACAUUUUCAAACUAUAAAUAUUGAUUCUGAGCUAAUACUUUGUGAUUGUCCUGGUCUUGUAAUGCCAUCUUUCGCAUUCAGUCACAGUGAAAUGAUUCUUAAUGGAAUUUUGUCUGUGAAUCAUAUGCGCGAUUAUUUCGGCCCUAUAGCCUUAUUACAGUCCAGAAUUCCGGUGCACCAUUUCGAAAAGGCUUAUUCUUUGAUUCUUCCGACUUCGAAAGAGGGAAUGAAUAAAACGGUUGAAACACAAGAACUUUUAACUGCGAUAGCCUUCAUGAGAGGUUUCAUGUCACCAUCAGGUAUACCAGAUUGCUCUCGUGCUGCACGUCUGUUAAUCAAAGAUGUUGUUAGCGGCAAAUUGAAAUGGGUUGCAGCACCACCAGAUGUUGAUCAGAGUUGUUUCGAUGGACUUAUAUAUGAUGAUGAUGUCGUCGAAAAACUUGAAAAAAAUGGAAGAGAAGAAAAUUCCAAUAUUGAUCGAGAAUUUUUUUCAAGUUCUACACCUGCUGCACAUAUACGGAAUAUGCGAUCACUCCCCUUGGAUCAUGGACAAGUAGGUAUGGUACCAAAAUCUAAGAAACAUUAUAACAGAGGAAAGAAGGAAAAAUUGAGGAGAGUAUAUGCAGAUUUGAAUAUUUAA